Messenger RNA from Leptosia nina, 2385 nucleotides. The record is from the annotation of a GenBank genome assembly. Lineage: Eukaryota; Metazoa; Arthropoda; Insecta; Lepidoptera; Pieridae.
AUGAGCUAUCAGAUACCAUCGUCACAGAGCCGAACAAUGUCGCACAGUAACUAUGGUGGGUCUGAUGUGCCAAUGGCUCCAAACAAGGAGCAACAGACUCUCAUGUGGCAGCAGAACUCAUACUUGGUGGAUUCUGGUAUCAACUCUGGUGCUGCUACACAGGUUCCAUCCCUUACUGGAAAGGAAGAUGAUGAAAUGGAAGGUGACCAACUUAUGUUUGACUUAGACCAAGGAUUUGCACAGGGGUUCACUCAAGAACAAGUUGAUGAUAUGAACCAGCAGCUAUCCCAAACUCGCUCUCAGCGGGUCCGUGCAGCUAUGUUCCCUGAGACACUGGAGGAAGGCAUUGAGAUCCCCUCCACUCAACUAGAUCCUGCACAGCCUACAGCAGUCCAACGCUUGUCUGAACCAUCGCAGAUGCUCAAACAUGCUGUUGUUAAUUUGAUUAAUUAUCAAGAUGAUGCUGAUCUUGCUACUAGGGCUAUACCAGAAUUGAUCAAGCUCCUUAAUGAUGAAGAUCAAGUUGUGGUGUCCCAGGCAGCUAUGAUGGUUCACCAACUCUCAAAGAAGGAGGCAUCUCGUCACGCUAUAAUGAAUUCACCGCAAAUGGUUGCCGCUUUAGUACGCGCCAUUUCUAACAGCAAUGAUUUGGAAACAACCAAAGGUGCUGUCGGAACUCUGCACAACUUGUCACACCAUCGCCAAGGGUUACUGGCUAUUUUCAAGAGUGGAGGCAUCCCUGCUUUGGUGAAGCUACUCAGCUCGCCAGUCGAAUCGGUUCUUUUCUAUGCUAUUACUACCCUGCAUAACCUGCUCUUACAUCAAGACGGUUCCAAAAUGGCUGUUCGUUUAGCUGGUGGUUUGCAAAAGAUGGUUGCAUUGCUACAGAGGAACAAUGUCAAGUUUCUGGCUAUUGUGACUGAUUGUCUGCAAAUUCUUGCUUAUGGAAAUCAAGAAUCGAAACUGAUUAUUCUUGCGUCUCAAGGACCGAUCGAGUUGGUGCGAAUCAUGCGUUCCUAUGACUAUGAGAAGUUGUUAUGGACCACUUCCAGAGUGCUCAAGGUGUUGUCUGUGUGCUCAAGCAACAAGCCAGCCAUUGUCGAAGCUGGUGGCAUGCAAGCUUUGGCCAUGCAUCUCGGAAACCCAAGUGGACGAUUGGUGCAGAACUGUCUUUGGACCUUAAGGAAUCUUUCGGAUGCUGCUACAAAGGUGGACGGUUUGGAACAACUGCUUCAAAGCCUGGUCCAAGUGUUGGCCUCGACUGAUGUGAACAUAGUCACUUGUGCGGCUGGAAUACUUUCCAAUUUGACUUGCAAUAACCAACGCAACAAGGUGACAGUAUGUCAAGCUGGUGGUGUGGACGCUCUCGUUCGUACCGUCGUGUCUGCCGGCGAUCGCGAAGAGAUCACCGAGCCUGCCGUAUGCGCAUUAAGACACCUUACUUCGCGUCAUGUUGAGAGCGAGAUGGCUCAAAAUGCUGUGCGUCUGCAUUAUGGCUUGCCGGUCAUAGUGAAGCUGCUCCAGCCACCGUCACGCUGGCCACUCGUGAAAGCGGUGGUCGGUUUGGUGCGCAACCUGGCUCUGUGCCCGGCUAAUCAUGCACCGUUGCGCGAACAUGGGGCCGUUCAUCACCUCGUUAGACUGCUUCUACGCGCGUUCAAUGAUACUCAGCGGCAACGCGGUUCUGUGACUGGAGGCGGCGGUACCGGCGGCGCAUACGCAGAUGGUGUGAGAAUGGAGGAAAUAGUGGAGGGGGCUGUGGGGGCACUGCACAUCCUCGCCAGGGAAGGUCUUAACAGAGCUCUGAUAAGGCAGCAGAAUGUUAUUCCGAUAUUCGUGCAGCUGCUCUUCAAUGAGAUAGAGAAUAUACAGCGUGUAGCGGCUGGCGUGCUUUGUGAGUUGGCGGCUGAUAAAGAAGGUGCCGAGAUGAUUGAGGCUGAGGGAGCUACUGCGCCACUGACUGAACUGCUGCAUUCACGAAAUGAAGGUGUAGCGACAUAUGCUGCGGCGGUGCUGUUCCGCAUGUCCGAAGACAAGCCUCACGACUACAAGAAGAGACUCUCUAUGGAGCUGACCAAUUCGUUGUUCCGCGAUGAUCAUCAAAUGUGGCCCAAUGAUCUUGCCAUGCAGCCAGAUCUCCAGGAUAUGCUUGGACCCGAACAGGGGUAUGAAGGGCUAUAUGGAACGAGGCCAUCCUUCCAUCAACAAGGCUACGAUCAAAUACCGAUAGACUCCAUGCAAGGCUUGGAAAUCGGCAGCGGUUUCGGCAUGGACAUGGACAUCGGAGAGAGCGAGGGUGCUGGCGCCGCGUCAGCAGACCUGGCUUUCCCCGAACCGCCGCAUGACAACGCCAAUGUUGCUGCCUGGUACGACACUGACUUGUAG